Messenger RNA from Mucor mucedo, 3865 nucleotides. RefSeq lists its product as uncharacterized. NCBI's taxonomy places the organism in Eukaryota, Fungi, Mucoromycota, Mucoromycetes, Mucorales, Mucoraceae. The coding region runs from base 251 to 3691 and encodes 1146 amino acids. The transcript is spliced from 9 exons. The record is from RefSeq and is a predicted model, not a curated record.
AAAUAGUCUUACUAUUAAUCACAACAUCGAUCUCAUAUGAAUGUUGGCAGUGUCUUGUGGUCGUUGAUGUUCAUUUCUUUGAAAGAGAAUAAAAAUAGGGCUAAUAUUUUAAAGGUUGGAAAUCCGCUGUUAAACCUAUUUUAAAGCCCCUGUAUCGCACAAGCAUACACAAUGACUUAACCUGAUCACACAAGCAUAAACACUAUUCUUAAUAUUUUUCUUGUCUCUUCUCCCUUUCUCCUUGCUAAAAAUGGCGUUUAGAUUUGACCAUUAUGGUCUAAUUGUUAGUAUAGAUUUCGGCACCACUUUUUCAGGGGCAUGUUAUGCUAUAACCGGUAGAAUGACACCAAAAGAGCUGAGAAAAGCCGAGUACCCUAGUAUCUUUCAUGUUACUGAUUGGCCGAAACAAAAUGAUUUGAAACCGAAAACGUCAUCUACCAUUAUUUAUGACCGGAAUCACCAUCUUCUCCAUUGGGGAAAAGACGCGUUGAACAUCAUAAAAUUUAAUCAAUUGAAGGAAGAUCUUCGAGUCAUUGAAAAGUAUAAACAUGAUCUGCCGACAUCUAUUGCACAAAAAGACGUUAUUCGUCCAACUGGAAACACAAGCAUAGAUCAAUUUUUAAAUAUGAGAGCUACGAUUGAUUUUUUUAGAGAGCUUUAUGAUCACACUGUCACCGCGAUGCAGAAUGCAAAUAUGGCUCACGGUUUAAAAAUCGAAAAAGAAGACAUUCGUUUUGUUAUCACCGUCCCAAGACAUUGGAAUGAUGUUCAAAGAGCUAUUAUGCGUAAAAUUGCUAAGGAGGCUGGUCUUAUAUCGGAAGACGAUCACAAAAACCGACUGUUAAUUAUUGAUGAGUCCAUAGCCGCUGCAUUGUUCUGUGAGCGAAAUUUGGACUAUAGUAAAAUAGAUAGUAACACCGAAGGUAAAUACAUGAUUUGCGAUGCUGGUGGUGCCACUACUAGUAUUACCGUUUUUGACAUGACGAAGUACGGUGAUCAAAAAGCAAAUGAUCAACUUAGUAGAUGCCAGCUUACGGCUGACAUCGGAAAGAAAUGCGGAUCAACAUAUUUAGACUCAAAAAUGAAUGAGGUUCUUUUAGAUAUCUGUUUUGGUGCAGACAAAGAAGCUUGGAAGGAUAACGAAUCCAAGAGAAAAGAGCUUGAAUUAUUGAUAGCCCCACUAAUGGACCAGUUUCUCGUAGACAAGACAAAUUUUGGAAAAGCCAGAAAGGAUUUUUUUCCUGAUUGCUGCCGUGAAUUGUACGACCUUAAUGACAGCGAUAGUGACUGUUCAGAUUAUGGUCCAAGCAUGAUCCCUGCAUGCGAAAUUUGUGACUUUGUGAAUGGAAACGAUGCACAGUUCGUAGAACUUGACAAUUUUGGUGAUGACGACGUGUCAAUCGAGGUUCAGCGUAAUCGAUGUGUAAUCAAACUGUCUUACAAAUUUAUGCGAAAAAUGAUUUUUGAUGAAGUUAUCAAUAAUACACUUGAAUUUGUAAGAAAACAGAUAAAGAAGGCCAACGGAAAGAUUACUCGCACUUACCUGGUUGGAGGUUUUGGUGGGUCUCCGUAUCUCCAAAAACGUCUUUUAAACAAGUUUCCUAAUGAUAUUGGAGAUUUAAUGUUUGAUAAGAGAGGAGACAUAGCAACCAUGCGAGGCGCCUUGAUUUAUGGUAUUGAUGGUAGUAGAAUAGAACCUCAAACUGAUGUUGUAAUGGAUUCUUACCAGAGUCCCGACAUUUUUGAGUACAAUACCCUUGUCUGCUUAGAUAUUGGAUAUAACGGGACUUCGUGCUCAUAUAGAGAUUUAAGAGGUCGAAAUGAUCAUAUGACAGAAAUCGUGGAUUGGCCUGGUUUAGAUGAAGCGAACUUUAUGAUUCCAACGGCAAAAACAAUUUCAUAUGGAAAGACUCUAUGGGGAGCUCAGGUUAAAAAUACUGAUAACCGCACGCCAGAGUCGUUUGUUACGCUAAGUAAACUUAUGUCUGUCAUGAAAGGAACUUUUAAAUCAUAUCUUGUUGAAUUACUGAAACUUGUGCUCGAACAUGUGCAUAGCUCAAUCAUGAAGACUAAACCCCACCUUUCAAAUAAAAACAAGUACAGGUAUGUUAUCACUAUGGAAAACUGUUAUCAAUUCUUUCGCAACAAGUCCGAAAUGCGUGAAAUCGCUCAACUUGCCGGUAUUAUAAAAAGAGAUGACUCCCCGAAACGACUAUUGCUUAUCCGCCGUGAGGAUGCAGCAGCUAUGCAUUUUGAAAAGACCGAAUUUAAAGAUAGAAAGGGGCACAGCAAUUGUUUUCUUCAUAUAUGUAUAUAUCAUGAUACAUGUCAUUUAGCACUGUACGAAUCAACCAAAAUCAAAGGAGACGAUAAAAAAAAAUACGUUAAAGUCGAAAAUUAUGCUUCUCAGAAAAUUAUAAGUCGCUUCAGAAAUGUGAGAAGUAUGCGCUCUGCCACGUUUGCUUUCAACUUUGUCGAAAAACUUGUUGCCAGUUUGGAUUCUUUCGUGUCAACUUCUGCCUAUAUCAUUUGUGCAGAUUCAAAAUCUCAUAGCAAAUAUAGUCCUACUUAUCGUACGGAACUCAAAAAAGGUUUUCUCGAGUACAUGAAGUAUAACUUGGACUUUAGCAAUAAUGAAAUACAAACCAUUAUCUUAAGUAAGGCAGGAUGUUGCAGAAUUGCUAUUACAAUGUAUGAUCUAUUGGAGCACAUCUUUCUCCCUGCUAUCCGUGAUUUGGCAUCUAAAAUACAACGUUUUGCAACUCAAGCAAAUAUGGCACGCUUAUUUAAUAUUGACAAGGUUUUUUUAACGGGUUUUCUGGUAAAAGCUAAAAAGGAGGCCAACGAUUUUCUUGAAAAGAUCUUUAUCAAGAAUAUAUCUAAGGUCAUGAACAUUCAAGCUGAACUCAUUCUACCAUCUGAAAAAUAUGGUAAAGAAGCUCUCAUGGGAGCUGAACAUUACGGAAACUAUCCCGAAGACUUUACAGAAAGAGUAUCACGAAGAUCGUAUGUGGUUCAGGUACGAGGUUACAAACGCCAAGAGUUUGAGAAGGAUGUCGAAAACACUAUUUUGGAAUUAAAAAAAAAGAAAGGAAGGGGCAUGAAGAAUGCUAUCUACAAUGAAGAAGCAUAUAAUGCUUUUAUUAACGACACAAAACCUGUCCAACUGUAUUACCAAUCACCUAUCAAUUCUUCUAUGAAAAAUGACGAUUUUAUAAGAGAACCCGAUGAUGCAACAUUCCUUAUCCACAGAGGCGACAAGAUUUCAGAGUAUAAUCAAAUACACGGCAUCUCUAAACGAUUUUAUUCCCAAGAAGAGUGUAUUGUUUAUGCAACUGUAUACUACACCGAAGAUUCUGUACUACCUGAACAUGAAGUUAAGGUUGAUCUAAGAAGGUUUAACAAGCUUCAUCAAUUUGAAAUAUAUAUCAAGCGCGAUGAGGACAACCCGAUAACCGUAGCACCUGACUCCCGCCUUCACUUCGAUAUCAGAAUAAUACUUGAUAAUAACGAAGUCGUAUUUGAAGCUACGAUUGGCACAAAACUUGGAAACGAGAUUCCUGUAUUUCGUUUCAGAGACGAAUUCUUGGUGGCGAAUAUAUAUGGAGACAAUGAGCGAGUCGUGGUUGGAGAUUUGGCAAUCUGUAGAGAUGAAAACGUGGAUAGUUUGGAAAUUUCCAGCUGGGUCUAAGAGAAUGUAUUUUUUUAAUAUACGAGAUAAUUGUUCUCUUCUUUUCUGGUUUAAAAUUAAAAUGUAGAUCAACCAUUCACCUAUGUCAUAAACAUAAAAAAGUAAUCACAUAGUAACUACCCAAAAAAGAUAUCAUUAGCUCCAAUUCUAUCCUUGGAGAUUAUGAAACAUAAG